GGUGCACGUGGGCACGGUUGAGCGAAAAUAAAACUCUGCAGUGCAACGAAGGCUGAACCUCAGGCAGCGAAUCUCUCCGAGACGAAAAUGGCCUCUAAUAGAAUCGGUCCUGAGCCCAAAGCCGGAGACCUGAUUGAGUUUUUCCGUGGUGGGAAAUUCGCCCCUCCCGCAGUGAGAUAUCAGCACUGGGCCGUGUAUGUGGGAAAUGAUUACGUGGUCCAUGUGACUGGCCGAGACAAUGAGAUUCCGGGUGGAAAUUUGUUUGUGGCGGCAUCUGUCCCGGGCACCCGAGCCAUGGUGAAGAUGGAGCUGCUGUCGAAGGUGGCCGAGGGGUGCGAGUACCGGGUCAAUAACAAACAUGAUGGUAAGCGCCGAGCGCGAUCUCCUGAGGAGAUCGUCCAAAAGGCCUUGGAGCAGGUGGGACAGGAGAGGCCCUACAGUCUCACCCAUGAGAACUGUGAGCAUUUCGUCAUGGAACUGCGCUACGGAGAACCCAUCUCCGACCAGGUCAGAAGAAAGAUUUUGCAUGCGCUCGGUGUUUUGGCCGGUGUCAUCGUAACAGUGGGCGCCAUGAUAAUACUGUAGCAGCCUGCACUGUAAUGCGGAUCAGACUGUAGCAGGAUUGUGGGGACUCUCAGCCGACUCCAUCCCUUUCCGGCUCAGCAGGAACGUCCGUCCCCACCCGACGAUCCCCGAUCCCCGUCCCACACUGUCUCUCCCUUGUUGGUGGC
This is a messenger RNA of Sorex fumeus (smoky shrew), 731 nucleotides long. RefSeq names its product phospholipase A and acyltransferase 2-like. The transcript has 5 exons. The coding region runs from base 88 to 585 and encodes 165 amino acids. The record is from RefSeq and is a predicted model, not a curated record. Gene Ontology annotation, biological process: N-acylphosphatidylethanolamine metabolic process. Gene Ontology annotation, cellular component: cytoplasm. NCBI's taxonomy places the organism in Eukaryota, Metazoa, Chordata, Mammalia, Eulipotyphla, Soricidae. Gene Ontology annotation, molecular function: A2-type glycerophospholipase activity; glycerophospholipid phospholipase A1 activity.